AUGGGGCGAGGUUGUCCUGCUGGCAGCGUUGCUUACUGUGCACAGUCGCCCUGGAUCCUCAACGCGACGGUGAGAGAUAACAUUCUUUUUAACCUCCCGCUCGACGAGGCGUGGUACGAUGAGGUGCUGGAAAUGUGCGCGCUCCAGCCUGACAUCGAGGUGCUUCCAGGGGGGGACUUCACCGAGAUCGGCGAGAAGGGCAUUACGCUCAGCGGCGGCCAGAAAGCCCGCAUCGCCCUGGCCCGUGCUGUGUACAGCCAGGCCGCGGUGUACAUCCUCGACGACGUCCUUUCUGCCGUGGACGCCGAGACCGGCCAGAUCCUUUUCGAGGAAUGCAUCAAGCGCCUCACUUGCCUGGGGGCGGUGGUGAUCCUAGCGACCAACCAGCAGCACUUCCUGCCCCAGGCGGACGUCAUCUGGGUGCUCCGCGAUGGCACCGUGGCCGAGCAGGGCACCUAUGAAGAGCUGCGGGCGAUUCAAGGCGGAGCCCUCAACGGCACGCUCAGCAGCCAGCAGCUGGCGCAGGAUGCCCCAGGGCCUGCGGCGAAGCAGUCGCCUCGGGCCUCGGCCCCGAGCGCCGGCGCUGGCGCCAGGACGCCCACGGCGUCGCCCGCCAAGGGCACGAGCAGGACGGCGAUCGCGCGAGCGUCCAGCUCAAAGUCGCUCGCGCCAGGCACCCCUCAGAGCAAGGACGCGUACGCGCUUAGAAAGGCUCAUUCCCUCACUGCGGCUGGUAUGAUAGCCAUCGACAAGAAGGUGUCUGCGGGGUCCUUGACCACCAAGGAGGGGAAGAGCGAGGGCAGUGUGCCACUGAAAGUGUGGAAGUUCUUCUUCGUAGACUGCUCUGGUGGCUGGUGGAUGUUCUUAGCGAUGCUUGGGCUCCUCUCGGCCUCCCAGGCGACGAAGAACCUCAUGGAGUGGUGGCUGAGUUACUGGGCAGAUGUCGCGGCUAAAGAUGGCGAUAUGAAGCCAGACUACCACAUGGCGGUCUACAUCACAUUCGGCGUGCUUCUCUGCAUUGGCACCGUGGCGCGCACCUUCUUCAUUGCGAGCCUGAUCUUGAAAAGCAGCAAGGCCGUUCACGAGAAGCUGUUGUGGAGCGUGCUGCGCGCGCCCAUGAGCUUCUUCGACACCACGCCCGUGGGUCGCGUGCUGAACCGCUUCAGUAAGGACGUGGACAGCCUGGACACAGGACUCCAGCGCUGCCUGCCCAUCGCUCUCCAGUUCCUGUUCGAUAUACUGGGGCUGCUCAUCACGAUCGCGUGUGGUAUGCCGUUGUUCAUCGUGAUCGCGGUACCGCUGGCUGUCUGCUACUGGGAUGUCCAGCGCCGGUUCCGGCCGCUGGCCCGCGACCUCCAGCGGCUGGAGUCCGUCAGCCGCUCCCCGAUCUUCGCGCAGUUCUCCGAGACGCUCAACGGCAUCAACACGAUCCGCGCCUACUCGCAGUCCCAGCGCUUCCUGGACACUUGCACGGCGUCGGAAUCGGAGCAAGCUCACAUGAAGCAGUGCCGGCAUCUUGAAAUCAAAGGGUUCAUCGUCAUGAAUCCAGUCGUCUUCCUCACCUCCUGCAUCUUCUUGUGGGGCUUCGUAAUCGCCUGCUGCGUCGAACCAGACUACAUGAAGUACGCCAUGGACGAAGUCGCCUGGGGAUGGAUCCCAGAGGUGUGGACUUGGAUUUACAUCAUCUCUCAAGACAUCUGGGUUGUUGUCCUCCUCUGGGCUAUGUACGCGCACGGCAACCUGAAGCUGGGAAAGGACGAGGACGAGCCAGAGUUUAGCACCGCUACUUGGUUCUCGAUGCUGUUCUGCUGCGGUGUCGCAACAGGCCUGUUCUACUACGCGGUGGCGGAGCCAAUGUGGCACUACAAGGGUUGGGGAUCGCCGCGGUUCAUCUCUGGGGCAAAGGGCUACGGCACUCUGGACGAGGAUGCGACGCAUGCGCUGAUGGUGAGUGUCUUCCACUGGGGCUUGCACGGCUGGAUUCCCUACGUGGUAAUGGGUGCCGUGCUGGCCAUCAUGACUUACCGGCGUGGAUACCCCAUGACCGUGCGUUAUGCGUUCGUGCCUCUCAUCGGUGACCACGUUUACGGCUGGAUGGGUGACUGCGUGGAUGCUCUCUCUAUCGUAACCUCUAUCGCGGGUGUCUGCACUUCCCUCGGCCUGGGGGCCAUGUCUAUCAACGCUGGGCUUCAGCGACUCAGCUGGGGGUCAUUCCGUGGCGUGAACUACGCCAUUCCGGACGAACCCAAAUAUGCCCGUCCUGGGUGCAAUGGCCAAGGAUUCGCUUGCAAGGAUGGAGAGGAGUCUUUUGGCGUCCAGCGAAACACGGAGACCCAGAUUUUGGCCAUACUCAUCAUUACCAGCUUGUCAACCGUGUCGGUGGUGCUGGGCAUCGGCCGUGGCAUCAAGUUUCUCUCACAGUGUGUCUUCGCGAUGGGCACCUUUUUGAUGCUUGUCGUAGCGUUGAACGGCGAGACUUACCUCAUCCUGGACAACAUUGUCCAGGUUACCGGAUACUACUUAUGGUACAUCGUCAAGAUUGGCUUCCACUGCGACGCUUGGGAGCGUCUCGGCGGAAAAGACAUGGGGCUCGGCGGGGUUGACACAGGUGGCGGUGCCACGUGGAUCAUCGACUGGACCAUCUUUUAUUGGGGCUGGUGGAUCUCCUGGGGCCCUUUCGUCGGCACGUUCAUUGCGAGGAUCUCCAAAGGCAGGACCCUCCGAGUGUUCAUUCUGUCCACACUCAUCGUGCCCACCCUUUACAGCAUUGUCUGGUUCUGCGUGUGGGGGACCGAGGGCAUCCGCAUGCAGCGCAUGGCAGACACCAGCGGCCUCUGCACUCAAGCCUACGCUGGCAAUGGGGACUGGGCUGCGCAGUACGAUCUGGACACGAAGAAGAACUUGACCCUGGGUUGGACCCCCGCGUGCGUGCUUGACGACGCGUACCACGGCGGCUACGGCAGAUGCAAGAGGGCGAAGUUCACCAGUUACGUGGACCCUUCCAACGACGGGAACGGUAAGAAGUGUGUCAAGACCACAAACUGGGUAAAUGUUCCUUGCGGCGGUGCAGCUGAUCCCACUUUUGUUGAUACGACGUACGCGAAUAUCUCUGGCACUGAGUGUGCCAACUACUUGAGCGAGAUAGAAGCACUCGCCGCCGAUAAUUACAACCAGUUCCCAGUCGCCGACCAGCAGGACUGCUUCGUCCCCCUGCAAGACGGCACCGUGUGCUUGUACAACAGGGACACGGCGGAUAUCCUCUUUGACCAGAUAUCCAGCUACGCCCCGCGGGGCUACUCCGACAUGCUGUGCGCGCUCACGCUCAUCAUCUUGACGUUCUACUUCGUCACCUCGUCGGACUCUGGCUCUUUCGUGGUGGACAUGCUGGCCUCCAACGGCCACCCAGAUCCGCCUAUGUUCCAGCGCGUCUUCUGGUCCUUCACAGAAGGGGCCACCGCUAUCGCCCUGCUGUAUUCGGGCAUCAACCAUCCGAGCGCAGACGCCUCGCUGAAAGCCCUGCAGGCUGCGUCAAUUAUCACCGGCCUGCCCUACACGUUUGUCAUGUUCUGGGCCACGCAGUCGCUUGUCAUUCUUGUCCGGGAGGAGAACGGAGCGCUCGACCCCAACCGAAAGGCUUUCACGACCUUCAUUUUCAACAUGGAGUACAUUGUGAAUCAUUUGAAGCACACGGCCGUUCCUGGCAUCCAGAUGGCCCAAACUGUGGUCGAGGUAGGCAAGUGGCCUUUCAGUGGCAUUGGCAAAGGGCCCACCUUUGUAAUCUGGUGUGCCUUCUUCUCCUUGCUGUACUACGCCAGCAUCAUCAUCACCAUCUGCAGCGCGGCCAUGUACCAAUGGGCGCUCAUCGGUUGCGCGCUCUACAUCGGCUUCGGCACAUUCGUGGGCCUGCUCCGCAACCACGUGCGCGUGACUCGACUCAUCAAGAAUGGCGACCUCCUCACUGACCUGAUGUGCGGCCUCUUCGCGCCCAUGUUCACCCUCACCCAGAUCGAGGUGGAGCUGCAGCGUGGACCCCCCGAGAAGAAGGACGACCCUGCGGUGGACAACCAGGAGAUCUGA
Molecule: messenger RNA, 4077 nt
Organism: Prorocentrum cordatum
Lineage: Eukaryota; Dinophyceae; Prorocentrales; Prorocentraceae
Source: the annotation of a GenBank genome assembly